Molecule: messenger RNA, 990 nt
Organism: Morchella sextelata
Lineage: Eukaryota; Fungi; Ascomycota; Pezizomycetes; Pezizales; Morchellaceae
Exons: 1
Coding region: 1-990 (329 amino acids)
Source: RefSeq, a predicted model, not a curated record
AUGAACAACUUCCAAUUCACCGUUGACGGCCAGAUCGUCGAUCUCGACACCUUCGUCCCCGAAGAGCGCCAUCUUUCGCCCAACGACCCUGCCUACGCCCUCAUGGACCUCUACCUCGGGGACAAAAUGGGAGUCAAGGGAUCUCUAAGAUCCAGCCAAUCAUCGCACACAGGCAGCCACCGUAGUAGCCAAAGUGGAUACGAGACUUCCGGUUCAAAGGCCAGCAAGCACAGCAGCCGCGGAGGAUACGAGACUGGGGGAUCCGCAGCCAGUGGAUACCCCGGCUCUCGCACUCCUACUGUUGCAUCCAACCGCACUUCUGGAGUUGCUGGAUAUCUUGAAGCACCGCCAUCGCAGGCGUCUCACCAUAGCAAUAGGUCUUAUGGUAGUGAGCAUAGUACUAUCAGAGGAGAGCCUUCAGUUCAUUCUCAUGUGUCUUCUAGACAUACCGAGAUUGGAUCGCCUUCGGUUCACUCUCGUGCAUCUUCUAGACACACUGAGAUGGGCUCCCCUUCAGUUCACUCCCAUGCAUCUUCUAGACACACUGAUAUGGGCUCUAGGACUCCCACCGUUGCAUCCAAUCGCACCGCUGGAGUAGCUGGAUAUCUUGAGGCGCCGCCAUCACACGCAUCCCACCAUAGCACUAGAUCUUAUGGCAGUGAGCAUAGCACCAUCAGAGGAGAGCCUUCAAUUCACUCUCACGCAUCUUCUAGACACACCGAGGCGGCCUCUCCUUCGAUCCACCCCCGCCAUACCGAAGCCCACGCGCCAUCCCACAUCUCGCACGCCGCAUCCCGCCGCACCGAGGUCUACUCGCCCUCCCACAUCAGCAGAUCCAACACCCACCACAGUAGCUCUCGUGUUAGUGCUGCGCCGAGCAUCAAGAGAUCAAGCACUGGUACGCUCUCGGGGUACGACACUGUGGGGCCUGAGGAUAGCAUUUCGUCUGUGGAGUCCAAGUCGGGGAAGUCUAGGGCUAGCCGCCGUUAA